Coregonus sp. 'balchen' is the source of this 1732-nucleotide messenger RNA. NCBI's taxonomy places the organism in Eukaryota, Metazoa, Chordata, Actinopteri, Salmoniformes, Salmonidae. The record is from the annotation of a GenBank genome assembly.
GAUCUUCACUAUGGUUGCGGAUGUAUCAAACCGGAAGAAAAACAGAAGUUGUGAAAUGACAUCGAAAAUUCACGGAGUUAUGAUUUAAACACGGUAUUUUAGUCGUCUUUUUUUACUACUGAAAACUGGGCAUACAGAACAUCGUUGACAUGGCAGGAAAGCAACGGGAACUACCGUCUUGGAUGGCACGGAAGGAUGAGGACAGAGUGAAAGAGAAGGAGACACUGAAGAGGGUAACUUCAGCCAAGAGAACAAGGAGGAAACGAUUUGAAAGGUGGGCAGUGUGGUUUCAUCCACUAUCUCUGUUUCAACUAAGGACAAAGUAACCUGAUAUUGUUGAGAUAUUAAAUGUAUAAAAUAGGGGGGCAGUGCCCUUACGAAAAACAUUGCAGUAUAACUGCAAUACACUGUACUGCAGUUAUAUACUGCGUCCCAAAUACGUUUUACUGCAGUAAUUUUGCAGUGUAACUGCAGUUAUUCUGAAAAAUACCACGGUCAACUGCAGUUAGUGCACUUUUACAGCAGUUUCAAAACUGCAAUCGUUUUCUGUAAGAGUGUGGUUCCACUAACUUUUCUAUUUUUCAACUAAAAGUAACCUGAUUCCAUAUUAUUGGCCAUAUGGCUAAAUGAAAAUUAUUCAUUUUCUGCACAUAGGACUCAAUUUUCCCUCUCUUGCUGUUUGUUCAGAGUGGCUUUCUACUGCAUGAAUGAAAAGGAGCUGGUGGAGGCAGCUGUCAGUUAUUUGAAUGAUUUUGGAGGUGGAGAAGAUGGAGUUAGUCAUGAUGACAAACAGGUGAUGAUCCAUAGACUGGGUGAUGAUCCACCCAGGAGUGUGGGGGGGAUGCAGCUAGCUAGCUUAGACUUGUAAAGUUUCACCACAGUAUGAAAGUAUGAAAGACCUCUAGUGGGGAACCCCCAGAUUUUAUUUGAUAUAUUCCAGAGCUAGCACACCUGAUUCAACUAGUCAGGUAAUCAUCAAGCCCUUGACUAGGUGAAUCAGGUGAGCUAGUUCAGGGAUACAACAAAAUUGUGAAACGUCUGGUGGAGAGGUUUGAGAAUCACUUCUAGUGGAUAUAACUGAGCUAUUUCUGUCUGCUUUAUCCAAUUCACCAUGUAUAUUGCAUUCAUUCCUACAGGUCAAGAGUAGUGUGGUGGGCUGCUCUGUGAAUGCAAAAAACAACUGUGUCAAGGAGAAGAGGAGGAGGCUGUCUGAGUUGGACGUGGUGGAGAAGUCCUCAGACUCUGAUGCCCAGGAGAGGACGUACGUCUCAGAAACAGACCUCGACGUAGCCGAGGAGGAGACUCUACUGUACGCUCAAAACAACAACACUCACAAUAACAAUACAGAGCAGGGACCUGAGGGUCAGAGUUCUGGACCAGGUCGAGGUCACGGUCACGACGAUGCUGAUGGUCCAGGGGAUUUGGCUCAGGAUGUUGAAGGAGCAGAGGACCACUCACGGUCACAGUCUCCCACAGCAGACGAUGAUGCCCUCCGGCUUGUACGGGAGAUAUUCUUCACCUGAUGAUAAACCACGGAACACUUUGAACUUUAAGACGCUUUCCUUACAUACUGAGAUGGGGGGUACACAGUGGGGUCAUAUAGACUAAAGUAUCUUAAAAAUAGUCGAUGGGGGCAAAUGGGACCCAUGACAUGAAUGAUUUCCUUCUCUGCUAAUAGUGGGUUCUUGGUAUAUGUUAGUAAAUACACUACCAGUCAAAAGUUUGGACACAC